Messenger RNA from Trametes versicolor FP-101664 SS1, 4665 nucleotides. RefSeq names its product glycosyltransferase family 2 protein. The record is from RefSeq and is a predicted model, not a curated record. Gene Ontology annotation, cellular component: cell septum; cell periphery. The transcript is spliced from 6 exons. Bases 32 to 4348 code for a protein of 1438 amino acids. Gene Ontology annotation, molecular function: chitin synthase activity. NCBI's taxonomy places the organism in Eukaryota, Fungi, Basidiomycota, Agaricomycetes, Polyporales, Polyporaceae.
AUGCGGUGAACAUCACUCUCUUUUGCCCGCCAUGGACCACAGAGGUCAGCGUCCGCCACGCUCAACACGCCCGCCCUCGACCCAGCCGAUGCAGGCUCCGACACAGUCUCCUCCGUCAUACCCAUCCUCCCCGUCGUACCCUGCCUACCCUUCGUAUCCUGACCAGCCUGCCUCGACUUACCGCCCGGGGUAUCCACAAGAUCAUCCGAGGGGCAUCUCGUUCCAGAAUCAGGAAGCCGGCGACAGAAACGAACGUCUCGACCAGAAUCGCCAACGACUCUAUUCGGCUUACCAGAGCACCUCGCCUCCUCCAGUGGAUGUAGAAGGAGGUUUUGGCGCAGAUGGCAGGGUGGGCAGGAAAAAGAGCCUGGUGAGGCCCGACAGAGAGAAGAUCGACCCGGGCCACAGGCAGUGGCAUUACCGCAACCACACCGCACAAAUGGUUAACGAUGGUGGCGACGCCAUCCCCUCCACGACCGGCAAUGCGCCCACGAGAGGGCAGCUGCGCCGCGGCAAGUCUCUCCUUGGCCGAGAAGAGGAUGUGCACGAGUCUGGUCUUGCGCUAUUCAAGCGGGGUACCCUGAGGCGAAAGAAGUCGACAGCGUCUACUCCAACGCUCGAGAUGGGGAAAUCGAGGGGUUGCCUCGACAAUAUUGGUCCGGGCCCCAAGGACGCGUGGUACAUCUACUGCUGGGUUCUAACAUGGUGGAUUCCCGGGCUUGUUCUCAGCACAUUCGGUAUCCGUACACCCGAGCAACAGCGUGCAUGGAGAGAGAAGAUUGGCCUGCUAUUCAUCAUAUUCUGCCUCAUGGCUAUCGUCGGUUUUAUCACCUUCGGCUUCACGGAGGUCGUUUGUGGCACCCAGCCUAAUCGUUUCCAAACCGGCACUAUCGACACGGCCUCCGUGAUCAUUCAUGGGUACGACUACGACUUUAGCAAGUUCGACCAUCCCGCUGUCGGACAGUUCAGCGGCAAGUCAAAUCCCCUGUUCGAGGGUGAUUGGAAUGCCGCGGGCGCGGACAUCUCGUUCAUGUUCCAGAACGUGAACCAGAACUGCCGCACGCUCAUUACGAAGGCGGCCAAUUCGACCAUCAGCGGGUCCAAUGGCGACUUGGACUGGUACUUUCCGUGCAACGUCUACAACCAGUUCGGGACGUCCGGCGUCAACCUCACGAACUACGGGUCGUCGACGACGUGCCACACAGCGUCCUCCGCGCGCACCCAGCUCGCCAGUAUACGACCUCAGGGCCAAGUAUACUACACAUGGGACAACAUACACAACUCGAGCCGCAACUUGGCUGUCUUCGAAUCAUCUGUCAUCGACCUCAAUCUCCUGCAGUGGUUGGACAAGUCACAGGUCGACUACCCGGCGCUGUUUGACGAGCUCAAGAAGCCGAACGGCACGUUCAACGGCAAGGACCUGAGCAUGUACUUCUCUCGCACCAACCAGCAAACCCUCGCGAAGUGCUUGCAGGAUGUCGCCACCGUCGGCUUCGUCGACACGAAGAGCAUCGGAUGUGUCGCCUCCCAGGUCGUUCUGUACGUCUCGCUGGUCUUCAUUAUCGGUGUCGUCGGCAUUCGUUUCGUCAUGGCCGUCCUCUUCGCGUGGUUCUUCUCGUGGAAGCUGGGUAACUUCAAGAAGGAGACGUACGAGGAGCGUAUGGCGCGUGCGGCCGAGAUCGAGAACUGGACGGAAGACAUAUACCGUCCCGCCCCCAGCCAGUACCGCCCGAACGUGCAGAAGAACGGUCUUCCCAAGUCCAACAAGCGCCACACCUUCCUCCCGAACACCUCCCGCUUCACACCAUCGGAGAGCGUGAUGAAAGGCGUCGGAGGGAGAACGCCCACGUCGUACGGCAUGCUGGAGCCUAUACCCUACAAACGCUCCGGCACCUCGAGCAUCUACGGGUCCAGCGGCAAGAGCAUUAAACCCUCCCCGCCCGAUACCCCUGCCUACCGCCAGUCUCGUAGCUCGACUUCGCUAGUCGCGGACUCGCAACGCAUGUUCGCCGACAACCCCUGCCCCUUCCCGCUCGACCCUAAUGUCAUCCCCCAACCCGCGCCCGACUACGAGCCGUACGGCUACCCCCUUGUGCACACGGUCUGCCUCGUCACUGCGUACUCCGAGUCUGUGGAGGGUCUCCGCACCACCCUCGAUUCCCUCGCUACUACGGAUUAUCCGAACAGCCACAAGCUAAUCCUGAUCAUCGCCGACGGCAUGGUCAAGGGUGCCGGCAAUACGCUUACGACCCCCGAGAUCUGUCUCACCAUGAUGAAGGAGUUCGUCAUCGACCCGAGCGACGUCGAGGCGCACUCCUAUGUCGCGAUUGCGGACGGUCAUAAGCGACACAACAUGGCGAAGGUCUACGCCGGUUUCUACCACUACGACAACGCGACGGUCGAGCGGUCCAAGCAGCAGCGCGUGCCCAUUGUCCUCGUGGCGAAGGUCGGCAACCCGCUCGAGGCCAACGACGCGAAGCCGGGCAACCGUGGCAAGCGCGACAGUCAGAUCGUGCUCAUGUCGUUCAUGCAAAAGGUCAUGUUUGACGAGCGCAUGACGACGUUCGAGUACGAGUUCUUCAACUCCAUCUGGCGCGUGACGGGCAUCAGUCCGGAUCGCUACGAACUCGUGCUGUGCGUGGACGCCGACACGAAGGUCUUCCCGGACUCGCUGAGCCGUAUGGUAUCGUGCAUGGUCAACGACUACGAGAUCAUGGGCCUCUGCGGCGAGACGAAGAUCGCGAACAAGGCAGAGACGUGGGUCACGAUGAUCCAAGUGUUCGAGUACUACAUCUCACACCACUUGAACAAGGCUUUCGAGUCCAUGUUCGGAGGUGUCACUUGUUUGCCUGGUUGUUUCAGCAUGUACCGCAUCAAAGCGCCCAAGGGCGACUCCGGCUACUGGGUCCCUGUCCUCGCCAACCCGGACGUCGUGGAGCAUUACUCAGAGAACGUCGUCGACACGCUGCACAAGAAGAACCUGUUGCUCCUUGGCGAGGAUCGAUACCUUACGACGCUGAUGCUGAAGACGUUCCCCAAGCGCAAGAACGUCUUCUGUCCCCAGGCUGUGUGCAAGACCGUCGUUCCGGAUACGUUCGGGGUGCUUCUCUCCCAGCGUCGUCGGUGGAUCAACUCGACGAUUCACAACUUGGCUGAGCUGCUUCUCGUUCGAGACCUGUGCGGUACAUUCUGCUUCUCCAUGCAGUUCGUCGUUGGCAUGGAGCUUGCCGGAACCUUGGUGCUCCCCGCCGCCAUCUCGUUCACCAUCUACCUCAUCGUCUCUUCCAUCAUCCCCGGCGGCCCUGACACCACCAUCCCGCUCAUCCUUCUCGCCAUCGUCCUCGGUCUUCCGGGUCUACUGAUCGUCAUCACAUCCCGGAAGGUCGCAUACGUCGGAUGGAUGCUGGUGUAUCUCCUCUCGCUCCCUAUUUGGAACGGUAUCCUGCCUUCGUAUUCAUUCUGGCACUUCGACGACUUCUCGUGGGGUCAGACACGACAGGUAGCAGGCGAGAAGAAAGACAACCACGGAGACAAGGAAGGAGAGUUCGACUCAUCUCAUAUCGUGAUGAAGCGCUGGGCCGAAUUCGAGCGCGAACGUCGCUGGAAGAGUGGCACGCAGUCCCGGGAUUCUGCCGCAUAUGAUCUGAGGGGCAACUCACCGAAGAGGGAUAACACCAAGCGAUACUCGUUGGUCUCUGAGUACCAAACUCCCCAGCCUCCACAGUUCGACCAGAGCACCUACGAGUCGUCGUAUAACGGCCCUCAGCGACAACGACUCGACAGCAAUCAGGUUGUCGUGCUGCCUGCGCCUCUGUCCGUUAACCGCAACGCUGCUCCCACACCGUCAGUAUCCACAGUUGCCCUCUCACGGUCCAGCGAGGAUGGUUACAACUCAGACAUCGGAUCUCAACAACGCCUUGUCAGUCCGCAGGAGUCUUACAACGACGAGUACGACAGCCGCUACCAGGCGCCGAACAACUUCGAGGCGCGGGUGUCCCGCAGCGGCGGCGUUCUGCGGCAGAACACCGGGGCGAACCAGUUUCCCGGCGAGACGCAGAAUCCGUACGCGUACUCCCCGCAGAUGGCAGGAUACGCCGACCAACAAGUACCGUUCACCUCCGACCCUGAAGAGCUCCCGCCGCCGUUGCCCGACGCCAACCAGCGUGUCCGCGGUAUCAGCUUGUCAGACAACGGCCCCGUUUCCAGCCCAGGUGGUGUCCGCCGGGUGUCAAGACAGCAAGGCAGACGACCGACGUCACAGGCGCCUCCGGCACAGAAUUCGAACAGGUAUUCGCGAUCCUACAACUUGCCGCCAGGCGCCGCACCUCCGCAAGGGUAUGCCCAGUAGGACCCGCCGCAACGCUUGAAGACCGAACUGUGUAUGACUCCCUCAUGACCCUCGAUGUACACGACGGACCUCAGUCAGGCAGACAGUAGCUACAUUCUUUUAAUCGGACCUGCGCCAUUUUUCCUAUCAUCCUUACCCCCUAUUUCUUGUAGUCCCACGAACACACUCUUCCCCGUCCUCUGGUUCGUAGGCGUUCGCUGCCAUGACCUCUCAUGACCUGAUUGAACCUUAUCGCCCCCGGUUUCGUCUCGUCUCGUCUAUCGCCUGUAGUCCGCACACCUAGGUUACAUGCGAAUGCACUCAAUUUCAUACAGAAC